Pelobates cultripes (western spadefoot toad) is the source of this 666-nucleotide messenger RNA. The record is from the annotation of a GenBank genome assembly. NCBI's taxonomy places the organism in Eukaryota, Metazoa, Chordata, Amphibia, Anura, Pelobatidae.
AUGGUGGAUCAGGGCCCCCCUUCUGGCAUGCAGGCGACCUGGAGGGGCUAUGCCCCGGCCCAGCUGAUAUACUGGUCCAACAAUGUUAGGGGUCUCAAUGUCCCCGAAAAGCGCUUCCAAUUAAUGAGGCGGCUGUGGUCCGCAAGGACAUCUGUGGCGUUCCUGCAGGAGACACAUUUCAGAAACAGAGACGCACCAAAGCUUGAGAACCGUCGCCUUCCGACAGCAUACUGCGCAAACCACCCUGAGGCCAGGAAAGCAGGAGUGGCGAUACUAUUCGCACAUACAACACCAUUCCAGUGCACCGCGACUAAGGCAGACCCUAAUGGACAAUACCUAUUUCUCAAGGGCACCAUCGCUGACCACACCUAUACCUUUGCAUGCCUGUAUAACCCCAACAGAAAACAACAUACCUUCAUAAGCUGGACGCUGGCCAAGCUGGGGAGCUUCAGGGAGGGCCUGCUGGUUGUUGCCGGAGACCUGAACCUACAGCUAGACCCUCACCUGGAUACCUCCAGGGGCCACAGUGCGGUCCCGCACACUGCUUACGAGCAACACUCCGGUCUCUGCACAAGACAGGAUUGGUGGAUUGCUGGAGGGCGAGCCAUCCAGAAGACCGGGACUACACCUAUUACUCGGAUGUCCACGCACAUUACAGCCGUAUAG